AUGAGGGUGUCAGCGCCGGGGCCGGCGGCCGGCCGCGAACCCUCGACGCCCGGCGGGGCCGCCGCGGUGCCCGGCUCGGUGCAGCUGGCGCUGAGCGUGCUGCACGCGCUGCUCUACGCCGCGCUCUUCGCCUUUGCCUACCUGCAGCUGUGGCGGCUGCUCCUGUACCGCGAGCGGCGCCUCAGCCACCAGAGCCUCUGCCUCUUCCUGUGUCUCGCGUGGGCAGCGCUCAGGACCACGCUCUUCUCGGCCGCCUUCUCCCUCAGCGGCUCCCUGCCCCUGCUGCGGCCGCCCUCUCGCCUGCACUUCUUCCCGCACUGGCUGCUCUACUGCUUCCCCUCCUGCCUCCAGUUCUCCACGCUCUGUCUCCUCAACCUCUACCUGGCGGAGGUUAUAUGUAGAGUCAGAUGUGCCACUGAACUUGACAAACACAAAAUUCUACUGCAUCUGGGCUUUGUACUGGCAAGCCUUCUAUUCUUAGCAGUGAACUUGGCCUGUGCAAUGCUAGUCCAUGGAGAUAUCCCAGAAAAUCAGUUGAAAUGGACUGUGUUUAUUCGAGCACUAAUUAAUGAUAGCUUGUUUAUUCUCUGUGCCAUCUCUUUAGUUAAUUACAUAUGCAAAAUUACAAAAAUGUCAUCAGCAAAUGUCUACCUCGAAUCAAAGGGUAUGUCUCUGUGCCAGACUGUGGUCGUUGGCUCUGUAGUCAUCCUUCUCUACUCUUCCAGAGCUUGUUAUAACUUGGUAGUGAUCACCAUAUCACAGGAUACACUAGAGAGCCCAUUUAACUAUGGCUGGGAUAAUCUAUCACAUAAGGCUCGGGGAGAAGAUGGAAGUGGAGGAGACUACAUCGUCUUUGGAAUGGUCCUCUUUCUGUGGGAGCAUGUACCAGCUUGGUCAGUGGUACUAUUUUUCCGAGCACAGAGAUUAAACCAGAAUCUGGCACCCGCUGGCAUGAUAGGCAGCCACAGCUAUAGCUCCAGAGCCUUCCUUUUCGACAAUCCAAGACGGUAUGACAGUGAUGACGACCUGCCACGACUGGGGAGCUCACGAGAAGGAAGUUUAUCAAACUCACAAAGUUUGGGCUGGUACGGCACCAUGGCUGGGUGUGGCGGCGAUACGUACACAGUCACCCCUCCACUGAAUGGACCUGUGACAGACACUGCUCCUUUGCUCUUCACAUGCAGUAAUUUAGAUAUGAGGAAUCACCAUAGCUUAUAUAUAACUCCACAAAACUGAUGACUUUCCCAUGGCAGGAGUCUUGAACUGCUUCUAAUGAAUGUGUUUGUGUUGUCAACAUCUUAAAAACCAUCUGCAUCAACAUUGCAUCAUCUCUUGCAACUAACAGAAAUCUGGAAAUACAGCUGUGUUUUGUGGUUCUCCAUGAAACACAGCUGUUUGUUUUGACCUCCGCAUAGUGAAAUUCGAAGUUUGGAGGAGAGAGAUUAGAUGCUAAGGUACUUGACCUCAGAACCUCCUAACUUUGGAACAUCUAACGCACAUUUGCAUAUUUGCACUUUGACCUGUAUUCAGAAAGAAUACUUUGCAGUCCCCAAAGCCACACUAGAGUAUUGACACCAGAAUAUUAUUGUAUACAAAAUCAGAAAGCAGUUUUCCACAAAAAAUCAAAACCUAGAAAUUUGAUGGUGUGCUCUACAUAGAAUCUCAAUUACAGCUUUAGAAGUGUGAUCAGUGCACAGAGUUAAGGCUAAAAAAAAUGUAUCAUUCUUUUUAAAAAUCUAAAAACAUGUAACUGAAGACAGUUUUUUAAAGCAUCCUUUGAAAAAUGUCAGUUGAAAUUACUCCAUUAUUUUUAAAAAGGGAUAGUAGAAACCCUUAUGGUGCUGCUGGCUGGCAGUGUUCUUUGGAAAACCAGAGAAGUCUCUUCAAGAACAACAGUGAGCCAGUGGAGACUGUGUGGCUUGAGUAGGACUGGUCAGAUGGCUAUUUUGUGCAACUAAGGUAAGUAGCAGUUUAAGAUGAUUCUUCCCAGAAACAAUAGUGACCUCGUAGGGGGCUUCGGUAGAACAUCUUGGGAUUAAACAAGUUUACAGAUGUGUUUAGGGAGUGUUCAUUAAAAAAAAAAAAAAAAAGUGCUAAGUUAAAACAGCAUGUUUUCAAAAAGCACCCAAUUUAUCAGAAAGGAAAUGAAGCUCAUCCUACCUACUGAGUCAAGACUGUCCUCAGGUAAAUUAAAGUAAGACAUUUUGCAGUGAGCUGAAGUGCAAUACUUUAUAAGAUGUAAAUUCCACAUUUAUUUUUCACAUUUUAUACCUUGUAUAAAUUUGGCCUAAGCCAAAUUAAAUUAAUUCCAAGCAACUCAAGCAUUGGAUUAAUAAGCAAACAAGAGAAAUGUAAGAGGUUAACAACAUUGGAAUAUUUUAGGAUUUCAUUAAAACUGUCUUAAAUAUGCUACUAUAAGCCGUGUGCCUAUGCAUGCUCGUGUUCACGCGGGGACGGACACACACACAGUAGUAAGCCAAGACAACACAGAAUUUAAGAAUGCACUUUCUCCCUGUGUCUAUAUGAAAAGCAGAUGCUGAAUACCUCAGCUCCCGAGUGGACAGGCAGCUUACGAGGUAUACACACAGGUAAAGACCCUCACACAGGAUCUGCCAACUGCUUUGGAACUGGGAUGAACACAGCUGCCCUCUCCAUACUGUGACUAGAAAGUGUCUUAUUUGUACUCAUACCUAAAAGAUCUUUCAGCUUUUUAAUGAAUAAUGCAGCAACUUCACAAAAGUAUAUGUGAAUCUUUAAAAAUACAUUGUUAAUCUUUUUCAUCUUUUGAGAGGAUGGUACAACCAAAUACUUUUCUUUUUAUGAACAACUGAUUUUAAAUUCAGUCAAAAGCAUAUUGAAUAUUAACGGCAUUUGUUUAUAAGUUCUUAUUGUAACAGAUCAUUUGAACUUUUAUAGUACAGAAGCUAGCCUCGGUACUAAGAUGACAACCUAUCAAUAGUCUACAACCGUGGAUUUCUUUUAAGUUAUCGAUUUUUCAGAAUGCCAGUUGGUUAUUUUUAUGUUAGGUAUCUGACUCUAUUGUCUUUGUUAAUCUCUGGGUUCAAGAUAUUUUUUUCCUAGUUAAGCCUCUCUACACAAAUCUCCUGGUUCACAAAGUAAGCCAAGAUCACAUAAACUCUUCAAAUAAAGUAUUUUAGUUCUUCUAGCUGCACCGGUUGACUAUACUAAAUUUGAGAUUUGUUAGUUCAUUAUAUUUAUCAUCAACUCAAGCACUUAAGGUUUUUUUGGUUUUGGUUUUAAACAGGAUGUCUCUUUGUAACUCUGGCUACCUGGACCUGGCUUUGUAGACCAGGCUAACCUCAAACUCUGAGAUUGUCCUGCCUCUGCCCCCUGAGUGCUGGAUUUAAAGGUUUGCACCACUACACCUGGCCUGUAAAGUACCUAAAUUCGUACAUUUGUCUCCUUAUAUACAUCUCACAGUACAUCACCAAAGAAGAAAUCUGCCCGUGUUUGCUUAAAAUUUCAAAAGCACUAGCAGCACUUUAAGUUUGGUCUCAGAAGAAGCUGUUCAUAGUCAAAGGGCUACAGUUCCCCGUCCUCCUGCACUGAAGCACAUGACAAUUCCAGCCCUUACAGUUGUUAAUUAGAAAAUAUCAAAUUUUAUUGCUUAAGUGUAUAAUUCUACAGUGAUUAGCAAUAUUUGUUGUCAUUUCAUUUUGGUUGCUAUUAAUUUUGAAACUCUUACUACUUACUGUAGCUGACUGUAGUUUUAUGGACAAUGUAAUUUAUAGCUAAUGUGGCUUUUUAAAUCAUAAUUGCCUUUUUAUUGUUUAACAGUGUUUCUCAGCUAUACAGUCAGUUUCAAACUGGUUGCAAAAGUAUAGCUGUGGCCAAUGAAUGUAUUUAUUUGUUGUCUCACUAAAUUAAAAUAAAACACUACU
Messenger RNA from Psammomys obesus (fat sand rat), 3902 nucleotides. RefSeq names its product G protein-coupled receptor 137C (gene Gpr137c). Gene Ontology annotation, biological process: positive regulation of TORC1 signaling. The record is from RefSeq and is a predicted model, not a curated record. The transcript has 7 exons. Gene Ontology annotation, cellular component: lysosomal membrane. The coding region runs from base 1 to 1236 and encodes 411 amino acids. NCBI's taxonomy places the organism in Eukaryota, Metazoa, Chordata, Mammalia, Rodentia, Muridae.